UUUUUUUUUUCCCGACCACCAUCUACCGUGAUCGCGAACAGCAACAGGCCAGCGUCGUCCAAAAAUGCUCGUCCUCUUUGGGUCUUCCUCUAUCUCUGUCCAAAAGAGGGAUAUUUUGCUCCGUGCAAUCCAGUCAAUAGUUCCUACCAUUGUCUCCGUUGAUGCCGUGUGGUUACACAUCGUCAAGUGCCGUUCCAAGUCAGCCGAGUCUGAACUAUCAGAUCUUCAAUCUGCGUCAAGGAAGAACCUGGAUCACCUCUUGACCUAUGGUAGUAAUGUUCAAUUGGCUGGCACAGACUUCACAUCCCAUAAUGUGAUCUACGUGCUUCCACGAAUGGGGUCCAUUUCACCGUGGUCAAGCAAGGCGACGGAUAUUUCGAUCAUUUGCGACUUGGGCGGGCUCGUAGAAAGGUUGGAACGGGGUGCUGCCUACGCCUUCGGUACCACUGAAGGGAAGGUCCUAACUAAGGAUGAAGUCGAAGCAAUUUCCCAUUUGCUUCAUGACCGCAUGACACAGGCUUUCUAUCAGCACCUUCCUUCCGAAGACACUAUAUUCUCGCACAACGAGCCUAAACUCCUACGCACGGUCGAUCUCUCCGGCCCAUCUCCCAAGGGCAUCUUCAUCCAGGCAAAUAAAGAUCUGGGUCUCGCCUUAUCUCCAGAUGAGAUUGAAUACCUGCUAGACGCUUACAUCUCAAUCAACCGCAGUCCCACGGAUGCUGAGCUCUUCAUGUUCGCCCAGGUCAACUCUGAACAUUGUCGCCAUAAGAUAUUCAACGCGUCGUGGACUAUCGACGGGGUCCCUCAGCCGUGCUCCCUCUUCCAGAUGAUCCGAAAUACUGAGAAUAUCUCUAAUAAGGGCACGUUGUCAGCGUAUUCGGAUAAUGCUGCCGUUUUAGAGGGACAUUCUGCCCCGCGAUUCUGCCCUCACAAGGGUCUGUACAGUUCUCAACAGGAAGACGUGCAUAUUCUUGUCAAAGUGGAGACGCACAAUCAUCCUACUGCCGUUUCUCCAUAUCCUGGUGCUGCUACCGGCUCUGGGGGUGAGAUUCGUGAUGAGGGUGCGGUGGGUCGUGGAUCGAAACCGAAAGCUGGCAUGGCAGGCUUCACGGUUUCCAAUCUUCUUAUCCCGGACUUUCAGCAGGCCUGGGAAACGGACGUUGGGCGUCCAGGUCACAUUUCAUCUGCUCUGGAUAUCAUGAUUGAGGCUCCGCUCGGUGCCAGUGGUUUCAAUAACGAGUUUGGUCGCCCAGCGCUGGCGGGAUAUUUUCGUACGUUCUGUGAACGAGUUGGUGGGGAGGUGAAGGGUUAUCAUAAACCAAUCAUGAUUGCUGGUGGCUACGGCAAUGUGCGACCUCAGAACGUGUACAAGGGAAGGAUUAGUGAGGGUGCGAAGAUUGUGGUUCUCGGUGGUCCCGGACUGUUGAUCGGUCUUGGCGGAGGUGCAGCAUCAAGUCAGAUAUCAGGGGCGAGCUCAGCUGAACUAGACUUUGCAAGUGUGCAGAGGGACAACGCUGAAAUGCAGAGACGGUGCCAACAGGUUAUUGAUGCUUGUGCCGGAGAGGGCGACCUAAUCGAGAGCAUUCAUGACGUUGGAGCUGGCGGUCUGUCGAAUGCCCUACCUGAACUUGUCCACGAUUCUGGUCUGGGAGCUGUCUUUGAGAUACGGGACGUUCCAGUGGCGGAUGCGUCGAUGAGUCCAAUGGAGAUUUGGUGUAAUGAAAGUCAAGAACGAUAUGUUCUAGCUAUCUCCGCUGAUAAAAUCAACGACUUUGAGGACAUUGUGAAGAGAGAACGGUGUCCUUUCGGCGUAGUUGGUGUUGCUACCAAGGAGGACGAGCUGGUGGUGACAGAUCGACUGUUUGGAAACGAUGUCAUACGCCUUAAGAUGUCGACUCUCUUUGGGAAACCGCCGAAGAUGUCACGGACGGACACUUCGAGACGAAGUGGCUUGCAUGCGUUCGAUACGACACUAUCCAAAUAUGUCACCCCAAAGGUGGACAUCCUAUCAGAGGCUGUAGAUCGUGUCUUGCAUCUCCCGUCUGUGGCCUCCAAGUCCUUCCUCAUCACCAUUGGAGAUCGUUCCAUCACGGGCCUUGUCACCCGCGACCAGAUGGUCGGUCCUUACCAGGUGCCCGUCGCGGACGUCGCUGUUACACGUACGUCGUUCGGUUUCAAUGUCCUCAGUGGAGAAGCCAUGAGCAUCGGUGAGCGAACACCGCUUGCAAUUCUUCGACCCGCUGCGUCUGCGCGAAUAGCGGUUGCUGAAGCGUUGACAAAUCUUAGCGCGGCCUGCAUCGAGGAUAUCGGAAGAGUCAAGCUAAGUGCCAAUUGGAUGUGUGCUGCUGGCAAAGGCGGCGAGGGCGCUGGCUUAUAUGAGGCCGUGAAAGCCGUGGGUCUGGAAUUGUGCCCACAACUGGGGGUUGGCAUUCCCGUUGGUAAAGACUCAAUGUCAAUGGGGAUGAGGUGGACGCAGGAAGGGAAAGAGAGGGAAGUUACGGCGCCCCUGUCCUUGAUUGUUACAGCAUUCGCUCCUGUGGUCAAUGUGGAGUUAACCUGGACGCCCCAGCUCCAAGCGGUGGAGGAUACUGUAUUGGUUUUGUUCGACAUUGCCAAGGGAGAGCGGAGGAUGGGUGGAUCUGCCCUGGCCCAGGUCUUCAAAGAAGUUGGAGACGAAGCACCAGACGUCGAUGAUGCUGCUCUCCUCAAGGCCUUUCUCGUAGGCUGUCAAGCAAUCAAGAUGGAUAGUCCAGACGUUGUGUUGGCUUAUCACGAUCGUUCAGAUGGUGGCCUCUUUACUACUGUUGCGGAGAUGGCAUUUGCUGGCCAUGUCGGAGCGGACAUCAUUCUGAGGGACGAGGAUGCCGCCGAUCCAUUAUCUUUCUUGUUCAACGAGGAGCUCGGAGCUAUCGUGCAGGUGAGACGACGCGAUGUGGAAAAGCUUCACAAGUUCUUUGGCGACACAGGCUUUCCCAAUCAUUAUAUCCAUAUUGUCGGCGUGCUCAAUGCUGAUCAGACCGUCCGGGUCAAGCGUGGCCUCCAAACGCUCUUCGCCAGUCAAAGAAGUGAAUUACAGAAGAAAUGGUCAGAGACGUCUUUCAAAAUGCAAGAGCUACGCGACAAUCUGCUGACGGCGAAGGAGGAGUUCGACCUUAUUGAUGAUCACUCGUACAGUGGGAUAACCUAUGAUCUUACCUUCUCCUACACUCCGACGCCAACAUAUCACUCCCGUCCCAAGGUCGCUAUUCUUCGGGAACAGGGUGUCAAUGGUCAGUUAGAGCUAGCAUGGGCAUUCACUGCGGCCGGUUUUGAUGCCGUCGACGUGCAUAUGUCUGAUAUUCUAAGUGGUGUUGUCAGUCUUGAUUCAUUCCGGGGUAUUGCCGCGGCGGGUGGAUUUUCCUAUGGAGACGUCCUUGGUGCCGGGAAAGGAUGGGCACACUCUGUCCUCUUGCAUCCCACCACAAGGGGACAAUUUUCCUCAUUCUUCAACCGAAGCGACACAUUCACGCUCGCUAUAUGCAACGGCUGCCAGUUCCUCAGCCAUCUCCGUUCUAUAAUUCCUGGAGCACAAGACUGGCCAGAUUUCAAGUCCAACUACAGCGAACGAUUUGAAGGACGGGCAGUCACUGUGGAGAUCGUGGCGAACAAGUGCACAGCAUCGUCCGUAUUCUUGAGAGAGAUGCAAGGUUCGAGACUGUCGGUUGCCGUGGCUCAUGGAGAGGGACGUGUAGCGUUCAGUUCUGAUAAACAGAGAAGGGUCUUAGAAGGGGAAGGGCUCAUCGCAGUGCGGUAUGUCGAUUCAAAGGGUGCUCCGACAGAGAGGUAUCCUUUGAAUCCAAAUGGUAGUCCUGGGGGAAUUACUGGAGUCCAAACACCAGAUGGGAGAGUUCUUGCGCUUAUGCCGCAUCCCGAGAGAGUGGUAGCAUUGGAAAGUAACAGUUGGUAUCCAGCUUCGUUCAGGAAGGAAUGGCAUGGGAGUGGGCCUUGGUUCAGAUUGUUCCAAAGUGCUCGCAAGUGGUGCGAAGAAAUUUAAACAUGAUUGUCAAUAGAGAUUUAUUCUGUACUACUUAUAGAUACGUGUUUGAAAUUAACUUAAAAUUAACUCCC
Molecule: messenger RNA, 4107 nt
Organism: Guyanagaster necrorhizus
Lineage: Eukaryota; Fungi; Basidiomycota; Agaricomycetes; Agaricales; Physalacriaceae
Product: phosphoribosylformylglycinamidin
Exons: 2
Coding region: 65-4033 (1322 amino acids)
Biological process (GO): 'de novo' IMP biosynthetic process
Cellular component (GO): cytoplasm
Molecular function (GO): phosphoribosylformylglycinamidine synthase activity
Source: RefSeq, a predicted model, not a curated record